Hylaeus volcanicus is the source of this 8915-nucleotide messenger RNA. RefSeq names its product stAR-related lipid transfer protein 13 (gene cv-c). The transcript has 16 exons. The coding region runs from base 932 to 6526 and encodes 1864 amino acids. The record is from RefSeq and is a predicted model, not a curated record. Gene Ontology annotation, molecular function: lipid binding; GTPase activator activity. Gene Ontology annotation, biological process: regulation of Rho protein signal transduction; actin cytoskeleton organization; signal transduction. Lineage: Eukaryota; Metazoa; Arthropoda; Insecta; Hymenoptera; Colletidae.
GCACGAAAGAAAAGAAACAGCAGGAAAGGGACGGAGAAAACGCGUAUAGAAAAGGAACGGAAUAGGGUGCACUGGUAAGCCUGAGCGAGAAGAAAAGAGGGGUACAGUGCACGUACGGUCGGUUUGCCGCCUGCCGCGUAGUAGUAGCGUGCCGAUCGAGCAGCGAACAGCGCAGAGCGUCGUCGUUUCUCAGUGUCGCCGCGGCGGUCGUGCCAGACGGUUCUGACAGUAGUUUUUCGUGGCGCGAAACGGUUCGUUUCGAGUGUGUCGAUCGGUGCAACGUGCGAUUUCUUGGAUUACGUACACCUGCCAACGUGCCUGGAGGAUUAUCAAGUUCGUGGAUCGACUCGAAUCGCGAUCGCGGAAUAUUUUAUUUUUGUUUCAUACGUUUUGUGCGCGAGGAUACCGAAGCAUAAGCGAAACGAUAACGGAGCAACUGUACUAAACGGAUCCUCGUGGCGGGUGGGUCGACAAAGAAUCACCGUGAUUCCCCGUGAAUCACGGAAACGACGAAAUGAACAAGUGAUGUCGCGUGUUUGAAAAGUGUUACGUCAAGAUCACGUGCAAUACCGCGGCGCGCCACCGUGCCACUGAAUUUCGAAUUUCGCGCUGCAACUAACCGCGCUCAACACCAGCGGUCAAGUUCAUUGCCUGUGCGCUCGGCCUCGGGCGGUUUUCUCAGUGAAAAGGAAAAGAAGAGCGUGGUUAUUGGUGGCAAUCUCUCGUGGCCGUGGAAGACACGGCGGGUGGCACAUUGUAGCCGUCCUGGGCGGCGUUUGUACAAGUGGAUUUAGCCUUGCGACAGAACACGUGGAUGCAUGCCGAUCUGUCUACGACGCCGUGCUUCUGAGCGACGGUGCUGUCUACACGAAAAUUCGAAGUGCACAAGAAAAUGCGCGUAAGAUCAAGGUGACGGCAGAACAUAGAGAUCAUGCAAGACACCGGUGGGUUGCUGGUCGAUGGCUCGAAAGAAAGUGUCGCGUCGAGUUUGCCAACCACGAAAACAGUGAAUCGGUUGAAAAUAGUGGAAAGUGACGAUGAAAGUGGCGAGCUGCUGAGCGAGACCAAAUCGGAGAUGGAUCCGUACAAGGAGUUUGAGCUGUAUCUCGCCAAAGCCAAUGAAGAGAUCGGUGAAAUCAUCGAGUCGGCCCCGACGACUCCGUUGACCAUCACGGAGGAGCCAAGGUACUCUACGCAGCCAAUAGUCCAGCAAGCGAGCUACUCGAACGAGUCGUACCAACCAAAGCCGUUGCCGACGAGGAUCGUCUUUAGACGACAAAAUUCUGUAGGCAGGAGCUGCCCAGCCGCCGACGACAUUGGCGAUUGGUCCAACAGCAUCCUGGCCGAGUUGAACACGAUCAUCGAGAAGGAGAUCCACGAGCUGACCAAAGAGAAAUCGAGACAGGAGCCUCAGCGUGCCAGAAACAAGGAAGAGACCUCCGUCUUGCGGUACAAGGAGCUGCUGAACGAGUUCGGCAUAUCGGACAGCGAGAGUUCCGCGGGAAGCUCGUGCGGGACGAGCAUCGAUCGAUCAUCGUCCCGGCGAAAUAAGGUGAUCCGCGAUCGACGAAAUGGAAAGUUGUUCUUGGACGAGGCCCAUCGCUUCCUGUUGAACUCGGACUACCACGAGUCGCAGGAACGGACCGUUUCGACGGAAAACGGUGAAAGAAUGAGCGAGAGCCUACCCGAAAACCUGCAGGACGUCGUCACGAGACGUUACCCAGCCGAUGAUGUCACAGACUUCGGGACGGAUUCCUCGCCGAUGAACUUCACGGAGAGUCAGAUCGAUUACACUUCUAGUCUACCCUCGAAGCUGAGGGACGGGUCAAGCGCCAAGUACCUCGAAAGCAGUUACGAUGAACCAAAGAAACACGUAGAGAUAAGCUCGAUGACCAAUGAAGUCGCCAACGAGAGCAAGGUGGUCUCAGCGUCUUCGCGAAUCGACGAGAAAACUAUCGACGAAUCGAACGCCAAAUUGCCACCGAGACAGCGCCCGGACGGUUACAGAAAGAUCAGUCUGCCCGUGAACCUGAUGAACCAGAAACGAAGAAGGGUGCCUAGGCUACCCAGGAUACGAUGCAACGACGAGCAAAUGGAUCUCGAUUGCGACUGCGACGAGGACAAAGUUCGAGGUAGAUCGAGCUCGUUGGACGCGGCUGGGGCGAAAUCGGCCCCAGUCACGCCGACCGAGGAGAAAAGAUCGCCGUUCUCCAAGCUCCUAUGGAAGAAGCACACGCCUGUGUUUCGCGAGAACUCGCAGGACGUUGUUCUCGUGAGAGUGUCCUCGCUACCCGACCAGGACUUCCUCGAUUCGGAGAACGAGAGGGUGAACGGAACCUCGGGCAAGAAGAGGAUUAAUUCGAAGGACGGGCUCGCGAAGAAGAGGGCCGUGUCGCCGUUGACUUUACGAUCUGAUGUGUCCGCGAAGAGGUUGUCAGAGUCUGAUAAGGACGUCAGAGAGAUCAGCCCCGUGGAUCUGAAAAAGUUCACGCUUUCGAGAUCGAGGGCCAACGACGUGGGCGUUAACUGCGAUCUCCCGGAAGACGACAAUGUCGAGUCGGUCGGCAGCGCUGAUAGCGGGAAGUUUGGUCGGAUGCAGAACCUCGACCCGAAGAAAAUAAUGGACGAGCAGAGCUCCGGAUCCGGUUCGCUACCAAUAUCUCUUCAAUCUUUGUUAUCGAAGAUCCGAAACGGUUCUGGCUCUUGUUGCACGGGCAGUCCACCGAUGGAUUCGAUCACUUGCUCCGACAUGGCGACGCAAACUUCGCCAGCUAUUUCGAGAAGUUCGAGUUUUACAUGGGUCAGCGAUUGCGAGUCUCCAAGAGCGGAAUCGCAAAUGGAUUUUCAGUCGUUGCAAGAUGAAAGCACCCUGGAUCCAGCAUCUCUGCAAGACACCGUAGACGACGACAAUAGAUCCUCGUCUUCGUCGCAGGAUUUGCUGCAAAGCAUGGACGAGAUUUCCUCCGGAAGUCUGUCGCCGGAUACAACCGACAGAGCAUCUCCGCUCGAAAGUGGCAUUGGCACCGCUAGCCCUCCCAGAAGUACAGAUCGACGGAUAGUUAAGCCCCCGUCGUCCAACAAGUGCCAUCGCAAGGAGACCUGGGAGAGGAUCAGGCGACGUCCGUCGAAGUUGAGCUCGCGAAACGACAAGCAUUCCCAAGACGUGUGGAUCAAACGCGAGAGCGUGCACACGCAAACGAAAGAAACCGACGACCAAUAUUCCCAGGACGCGGUGGACAGCAGCAGCGGCCUCGACGACACCCUGCCGAGGAUGAAGCCCCUGCGCCCCACGAAUCUACCGCUGUGUCUGUCCACCACCGCGAGCAGUUCGUUAAGCUCUGGAGAAUUGUUGGAAAUGCCUCCACGAGCACCUUCCUCGCCUUCUGCCGCGAGCCUUCAGCUAAAACCAGAACCCUUGACCGUGGAGAUGGGCGGAAAGAGCAGCAGCGCGCCGUUGUUGGAAAAUAACGACGUCGAAAAGACCAAUGGGAAAACGCCGAGUUUGCAGCAGCCACGCUCGCAGUCGGAACGACAACUAUCAGAGAUCGAAGCGCAAGAGGCUUGCAAGUGGCUAAAGGCAGCUGGCUUUCCACAGUACGCACAGAUGUACGAGGAUUACCAGUUCCCGAUAGACGUUUCUGGCGUAGCCAAGGACCACCCCUUCUUGGAGGCUGAUUCCCUGCAGAGUCUGUUUCGACGACUGCAGGCUCUCAAUCGGUGCGCAAACAUGAAAAUCGACACGCAUCACACGCACAGCACCAGCCACAGCAAAAGCGGUGGCGGUGAUGAUUCGGACGAAGACACCCAAUGCGCGCUGAGCGGGAACUGGACCUUCGAGAAGAAGACCAGACGCUGGUCGCGCGUGUGCGACGUGACGCAGGCGAACGUCGAGAGGUUGCAGGCGAUCGCCGGUCAGAACGUGCAAUCGGAGGAGGACUCGUUGGAGGAUCGUCUGGAGGCCGAGGAGGCCGACGACACGAUGCUGGACUCUCUCAGAUACAGCAGUCUGCCGCCCGGAUCGCUUCCCGAUGAGAUCGGUCCCAGAUUUCGAAGAACCGGCUCCGAGAGGCUGAGGGACGGAGCCAAAGCUUUCCUCAGGCGAGUGGAGUCCCUCAAGUCGCGGCGACGAAAGCGUCAGAACCGCGACGGGAUCGUCAUCAGCGGGCCGCAGAUACUGGACAUGAUGUCGAUGCAGCAGAAAAUGAAGAAACUGAAUUGCGUGGACGUGUCGCCGACGGGGCCAGCGCCGAUGUCUUUCAACGAUCUCCCUGGAUCGCCGACGUUACCAGCCUCGCCUUAUCACCUUCCGCCCUCGCCGCUGCUUAACGCGUCGAGCCCGUUCGCCGACGAUUCCUCGAGUUAUUGUUCGGACGGCUCGCAAGGAGGUGGCCCGACGACCACGCCGACGCGCACGAAGAUGAAUCGUGCGAGGAGGUUCCUGCACCGCGGCCGCGAGGAUCAAGGCGCUCUCAGCGACUCCGAGUGCCAGCCUACUAGUUGGCGUCACAGGUACUUCAGAGACGCGAACAGUAAUCAUGCCAAGGUGUUGGAGUACGUGACCGCCCAUCCGCAGAGCCCGAAGGAAUCGCCGACGAAAAGCGCUACCAUUAAUACCCGCGGCGGAAGCCUGAACCUCGGCAAGGAAUCGCAGAGGUACAGGGACAAGUUGUCGCAGGGUCAGGACAGGUACAAGGAGGAUAAGGUGACCGCUUUAAAGAGGGAGGACAAAAUGCACAAGAGCUUCAGACAUCGCGACGAUUCGUUCAGGGAAGGCAAACCUCUGUCCAAAGAGGUCACCGUUUACAGGGAGAAAUCGAGGUCCAGGAGUUCCGAGCUCGCUGGAAGCCAAGAGAGUAGCUCGACGGUAGCCAGCCGCGAUUCCGAUCAGGAAGAGGAUUCACCCAGGCACAAGGGCACCGUCGUCAGGUGGCACAGCUUCCAGAGGGGAUCCCUCUAUCCCGAUCCGCAAAAUCCUCUGUGUCAACGAGCUAUGGCGUCGAUGUCCUGCGGCCAGCUCUUGGUAUUGAGGAAAUUGGCGUUGUUGAAGUUGACCGCCUGCAUGGAACGGUACUGUCCGACCCAUCGCACCGGAUGGAACUGGGAAUUGCCCAAGUUCAUCAGGAAGAUAAAGACCCCUGACUACAAGGACAAGACGGUGUUCGGGGUGCCGUUGCUGCUGUCCCUUCAGAGAACAGGGCAGGCUUUACCAAAGUGUAUUCAAAUCGCUCUGAGGUGGCUGAGGGCCAACGCUCUCGACCAGGUUGGGAUCUUCAGGAAGAGCGGGGUCAGAUCGAGGAUACAGAAGCUGAAGAUGAUGACGGAAACCCAGGGAGACAACAUUAAUUUUGACGGACAGCAAGCCUUCGACGUGGCCGAUCUCGUGAAACAGUACUUCAGGGAGCUGCCGGAGGCUCUGUUGACGAACAAGCUAUCCGAGACUUUCAUCGCUAUCUUCCAACAUGUACCUGCCGAUUUGCGACCAGACGCAGUGCAGUGCGUCCUCUUGCUUCUGCCCGACGAGCAUCGGGAGGCGUUGGAGACUCUGCUCGAUUUCUUGAACCACGUAGCGAGCAACGCUCUCUACAACCAAAUGACAGCCUCGAACCUGGCCGUGUGCCUGGCACCGAGCCUGUUCCACUUCAACCACAGCAACGCGAACGUGACCAACAGGUCGAGCAGCGUAUCGCCACGUAGGAGAAAGACCGUGGGCAUUCCCGAUCAGAGGGAACUGUCGGAAAACAAAGCCGCUCACGACUGUCUUCUGUAUCUGGUCAAGAUGCAUCGUGAAUUAUUCAUGGUCUCCUCGGAUAUGUUGACGCAGUGUACUUUCAAUUACAUGGAGGAAAGCGUCCCGGUCGCCUUGGAGGAGCUUGGCUCCGAGAUGAAGCAAGACUGGAGGGGAUACUUGUACGCCUGCACCACGGCACUAUUGAAGGAGGCGCGUGAAAAAAGUCGAGGAUGGGUGAGCGUCAACAACCCUGCCGACAGCACGGUGGAAAUGGCUUACAAGAAGGUCGGAGAUGGUCAUCCUCUUCGAUUAUGGCGAGUGUCAACGGAGGUGGAGGCUCCACCGAACGAGCUUCUUCAUCGUGUUCUGAGAGAGAGGCACAUCUGGGACCCACAGCUUCUCAAGUACAGACUGGUUGCCAAGUUAGACACCAACGUGGAGGUCUUUCAAUACGCCACCGGGAAUAUGAGUCCUCUUCCUGCUAGGGAUUAUUGCGUGCUAAGAUCCUGGCGUAACGAUCUCCCCAAAGGGGCCUGCGUCAUCGUGGAAACGUCCGUGAAACAUCCGGAUGCCCCUGUCAUGCUUGGCGGAACACGUGGUAUUGUUUUGGCCUCGCGCUAUCUUAUCGAACCCUGCGGUAGUGGUAAAUCACGGAUCAUGCAUCUUUCCAGAGUGGAUACAAAAGGACGCACUCCGGAAUGGUACAACAAAAGCUACGGUCACCUCGCCGCCCUCCACCUCAGCAAAAUUCGCAACUCCUUCAAGCACACUACCGACGGUCCUGAAAGCAAAGUCUGAGAGGAGGCAACCGUGCAGCGGUCACCGUUGCACGGUACUUACACGACUCUACAAGAGCAGGACGACCAGCACCAGGACCUCAGGAUCUUGAAAGAGCUGCGACACGUCGAGCCUACCAUCGACGAGGAAUGAAAGAGGCUCGGGCUUGCGUCAGUUUCGUCGAUUCUGCGUCCAAAGUGCUCCAAAGGAGAUUAGAAAUCCGCGAGAGCAGCGAUUCGUUAUCGAAAAUGGACACCGACGUAGAUUUCACGAGUCUAGAAAAAACGAAUUACCAGUUACGCGCAUGCGCUUUAAUCGAUGUGAAGCAAUUUCUGUUGAAGCCUGAGAUGUUUAGCGUAGACGUCGAAUUGUUGUCAAUCGUUAAAGAGGGAAACAGUUUAUUGUUAUUGUAAUUAUAGACGAAAAUUCUCUGUGUGACGCUUCAUUGUCCAAGGAUCUUGCCGUCCAGUAAUCGCGAAAGUCGUUAAAGGCAGGAUACCGGUUUAAAAAGAACGACGAGAGUUGGCGCGUACCGAUGUUGUUCCAUUUACGAUCUUGACGGACGCGUCAGGACUAAUAGCGAGUAGCUUGUAGUUUUGUGUCCAGUAGGGAAGAGAAUCUCUUGCUCUGGAUCAAAUGUGCUUGGUACGUCUCGGAUAGGUUGGUAUUGGGUCAGACUUGAAGAAGCUGCUGCGUGUAUACGAUGCUAUACAACCUGCUUUGACCAUCGCCGCAACCUCAGACAUUAAGGUCGUUCGCUCAACGUCUUCGCCUAACAUGCCAUUGAUAACGUGUCCGCAUACUGUUGCUCCUAGAGAACCUGAGCGCAGGGUCAUACAUCCCGUCGAUGUCUGUGUACACAAGUUGAUAUAUAUGGUGGCACCAUUCGUGUGAAUGUUGUACUUGCGUGAUUGUCCAAUUUCUGAUGUUGCGCUGAUCGCGAUUGCGCUGGUUGUUGUGCUAUGCGCACUUGUCUGUCCCGAUGUCUCUAAACCCACACCUCUGCGUCGUACAUCAUCCUGCCCAGGUAAGUUCGAAUCGUGUUCGAUUCCCGGCUAACUCCUGCGGAGUUGGGACGUCCCGUUCUUCCAAGACGUCCGAUGUUAUCGUUAUCAGCAGUUCCAAAACGCUCGUCAUCAGUGAAGAGAAAAAAUGACUCGCUAAUGGAUCUAGAUCCUAGCUGAGAGCUACCUGGCAAGGAUGCGCCUUCGAUGGUAGCGCUUCGAUAAUCGUGCGUCGAAUAGAUAUGUAUUUCGAUCAUCGUAACCGCUGAAAAAAAUAAGAUACGUUGCAGUAUGUGUAAUUCCGCGUCGCACGAUAUUUUUUAAUCUCACCAAAUGAACGAAGUGGAGGAAGAGAGCCGCGCACAAUAUUAAUAAAUUCGCACCGUUUUAGUACAUAAGAGCCCGUAUUUUGUAUGUUUCUUUCGGACCAAAUGCCAAUUUUUCUAUUGUAUCAUAUCGCGCCGUUCGUAUCGUGCCCAGAGAUGGUUAUUUUAGAUCGAUUAUUUUGUAAAUUGUCACGAUUUAGACGAGCGACCGUGUAAAGAGCAUAGCAGUAUAUUGUAUGUAUGUGUAUAUCUAUUUAUAAACAACAAAAAUUCCGACGACGACGGGACGCGUUCACGACAUAUCGUUUUCGACUCCGUGAAUGCGUGUUCCCGAUCGUCGUACUUGGAGCGAACUACCACCCUUUCCCCCAAUCUAGCGAUUAACCCGAUUAAUCGAGCAAUGCGAAAGGAUUUUGAGUAAAUGUGUAAGUUUUUCCGAGUCACGGACGCCACGUGACCAGGCGCGCCGUGUAAACUCGUUAAUUAAGCAAUUCGUCGUUGUCACUCGUAUCGAUGUUGAAACGUUGAAAGCUGUCAUAGAGUCUAUUGUUAAUUGUCUGUCUGAAAAAAAAAAAAAAAUCGUAAGUGUGUGUCGAGUCGGUGAUUCGUGAAACUAAAGAGUUUUUCAAAAGGGGCUUCGUUUUCUAAUAAAACACAAACGGUUUUUAUUUCAACUGAAAAUACACACGAUUACGGUUAAACGUGAAAGAUGACGUACUAGUGUCCACGGCUGCGCUGACAGACAUUAUUGCUAUUGAAGAACAAAAUCCUAUGGCAAUUUUUGAAAAAUUCUUUACUUUUUAACCGGUUCUCGGCCAGUCGAGCAUUUAAAAACGAUCGUCGUUCGAGAUCAAUUUCGUGCAUGCGCACGCGACUUCGCGCAAUAGGGACCACCAUCGUUCGGACCCCGAAACAGGAAACGACCUGGAGAAAUAAUACACCUCAUCGAAUCGAAUUAUAAAUGUAUUUUAACAUAAUACUAGUCACUUACAGUUAGAUGAAAUUAUGGAAAUACGAUAUAAGUGUAUAGAUUUUUAUUCUACAAAACGUUAUGUCGAGAAUAUUUAAUUAUUAUUAUUA